Molecule: messenger RNA, 2147 nt
Organism: Chilo suppressalis (striped riceborer)
Lineage: Eukaryota; Metazoa; Arthropoda; Insecta; Lepidoptera; Crambidae
Source: the annotation of a GenBank genome assembly
AAAGGUUUCUGUUGUGUUGUGUAUAUUUUGCAUUUUUUUGUAACAUUGUAUGAUGUGUUAUUGUGUUCAAACAAACCCAUAUGUUAUACCCAAGCUAUUCAUAAACCGAGAGUGACAAAUACGUUUAAGAAAAUCUUAUUGAAUGUAUUGAAGAAUACUUACCUAACCACACUUUCAUGUGGCUUACUUUAGACAUUUUAGAUGAGACUAAACUUUUCAUUCCUGUUUUAAUAAAUCAAGUCGAACCACGGCGUCAAACAAAUCGGAAGAAUCUGCCCAUUUAGAAGCAGAAAAUCGAUAUAAGAUGCCAGCAGCCAGUUUCGGUUCUUUGUCGCAACUGCCAGCAAAUGGGGAUUGUGGUAUUAAAGAUGUAUGGAACCAUAACCUGCAUGAAGAAUUUCAAAUAAUAAGACAGGUAGUCCAAAAAUAUCAUUGGGUAGCAAUGGACACUGAAUUUCCAGGUGUGGUAGCUCGUCCUAUAGGUGAAUUUAGGUCCACAGCUGACUACCAAUACCAACUGUUAAGGUGUAAUGUUGACUUGUUAAGAAUUAUACAGUUAGGACUUACAUUCAUGGAUGAAAAUGGCAAAACUCCUCCUGGAUACACUACAUGGCAAUUUAAUUUCAAAUUUAAUUUACAAGAAGACAUGUAUGCACAAGAUUCAAUAGAUUUGCUUCAGAAUUCAGGUCUACAAUUUAGAAAACAUGAAGAAGAUGGCAUAGAACCACUGGAAUUUGCUGAAUUACUGAUGUCAUCUGGUCUUGUCCUCAUGGAUAAUAUAAAGUGGUUAAGUUUCCAUUCAGGUUAUGACUUUGGUUACCUGUUGAAACUACUGACUGACCAGAAUCUGCCGCAAGAUGAAAAUGACUUUUUUGAUAGUUUACGAAUGUACUUUCCAACAGUUUAUGAUGUCAAGUAUCUGAUGAAAUUGUGCAAAAAUUUGAAAGGGGGUCUUCAAGAAGUAGCAGAUCAGCUAGAAUUAAGGCGUGUUGGACCACAGCAUCAAGCAGGCUCUGAUUCCCAUUUAACGGGCAUGGCAUUUUUCAAAAUAAAAGAGAUCUUCUUUGAUGAUAACAUUGAAAGCUCAAGUGGCCACCUCUAUGGUUUAGGGGCACCAUUUUCCGUCAACGUUAACAACUUCCAAGACAACGGGGAAAACGGAAAUUCAUCUUGAUCCGGUGACUCUGCAUGCUUGGGCAGACUCACACCGCAGCGAGUGUUUCACCUUACAGAAUAAGCCUUUGCAUGCAUAAAAUAUUAAAAUUAAAUGGUACAUUAAACCGUUUAAUAAAGGGGGCUAAUAGGGAUAAUGACGGAGUAAAGUAAACGUAAUUCUAAUUAGUCCAUCAGUAAGAUUAUCAAAAAAAAUCGACACUUAUUUUUUCUUUUGUCAGUCAACCAUAAAAUGAUAAAGAUUUAUCUUUGUUACCUCCACAAAGUUUGGGAAGGAGGACUUAUGGCGUCAUCUUUUAUUAAAAAUUGUAAAGAAAACGUGACGUAACGCGCCAUUGCAAAUCAAUAUUUCUAUGUAAUGUUUUGUUUAUGUGAAAAAAUAAAAAAAUACGUGUUCAAUACUUUGAUAAUCUACCUGAUAUAUAAUAAAAAAAAGUAUUUCUGCUAGCGAUCCCCUAUUUAUUUCUAUACUUAUUUGAAAAGUAAGAUAAAUACUGUUCCUCCCCAUGUAUGAAAUAAAAAUGAUCGCGAUUGGAGUAAAAGCUACACAUCAAAACCCUUUAAAUCAUAAGUAACACAAUGGGUAUGACACGGUGAUUAGUAUUUACAUAAUACUUACCUAGUUCUUACACAUGAAUCUGCUAUGUAAAUUGCUGUGAACAAACUAGACUGGUGAUUGUGUCUUUUUUUUGUGCAUAUAUUUGUAAAUAAAAUCAUGUUACUAUUUCUGGAAUCUUUCUCAAAGACUUAUGGUUAAUUCAUACUAACGCAGUCGAAUCGCAUCGAAGCGAAUCUCAGUAAUGUGACAAAGAAAUUCACCUUUUUCUCCGCAAUGUAAAGUAUUUACAUAUUCCUACUGUGAAGAAAAAAAGAGGCCCGAAUUCCGCUGAUUAUCUAUUCAGAAGGAAUAUGUCCAUUACGUUGUAGUCAUAAUGGUGAAUUUACUAUGUUACUGUUUCUGAAAUUUCUCUGCG